Messenger RNA from Photinus pyralis (common eastern firefly), 760 nucleotides. RefSeq lists its product as uncharacterized. The record is from RefSeq and is a predicted model, not a curated record. NCBI's taxonomy places the organism in Eukaryota, Metazoa, Arthropoda, Insecta, Coleoptera, Lampyridae. The transcript is spliced from 3 exons. The coding region runs from base 73 to 639 and encodes 188 amino acids.
UCUAUAAAGUUUAUUAAUUCUGCAUUGGAUAACAAAGUCGCGAUCCAUUCGUCUGCGAAAGCUGAACGUAAAAUGAAAUCGUAUCUGUUGCUUUCCUUCUAUGCUGGAUUUGUGGUUGUUCGAGCUUUUACUACGCACGGAUGGAAAAUCGAAGACCACUACUGGAGGGACUACACGGGGCAGACUCCGUCCGAUGCACUUGAAGCCGGAACUGAUAAACAUGGCCUACCAAUUUUCAUCGGUCAAGCGUUUAUCAAAGACAUCGGCUUGCUACCCGUAACAAUUUACUCGCAGGCGUCCACGGUAGAAGCAACGGCGUGGGACAAAGUUUUCUCGUUGGACAAAAACGUAAAAAUACUUUGCUCACAGAAUCCAGGCGAAUAUCGCUGGGUACCGACGAAAAUUGAAAACAUGCACCUGCUAACGCAUUGUUCUCUCGUACCAGGAGGCACGGAAACGGAAACGACGUUGUACAUAGGACGCGUAAUUCACGAUAUGGAGUUAGCGAUUGGCAAGGUGUAUCCCAAUUUUUCACAGUACAAAGGAUUAGGCCUUCCGCAUAAUGGAAAGCAGGCCACCUACUAUAGUUUUGAGGUUUUCGCUCACAAUUGUACAGUUAACAAGAAUAAUUGUGUUUAAAGUGAAGUUAGUGCCUGUUGAUACGCUUUCUGUUGCACUAAUAUUUUUUUAAUUGGAGGAAGCAGUCGUAAGACUGAGUGGCCACAUUACUCCGCUAAUUGGUGCACACGCUACACCUAUG